AGAGGCAAUGGGGUGGUGGCGUCUGGGUUUAAAGUAAGAUGCGUGGGGACGGAAUUCGCCUAUAAAUACCGAGUACCCCCAGAAGGUAGGUCUUCCUUUCUAUCUAGGAGGCCCGAUUAUUACUCAUUUAGGGUUUUAGGUAGUCGGAGUGUCUGUGCGGAAGAUCAACCACGAGGCUUUGUAGGUUAACGGAAGAGAAGAUCCUAACAAGAGAAGAAUUUGAAAUUCUCUGCAACUACACGCUGUUACUCACGCACCUAUCUUUAGAAUCAUUAUGGAUCAGCCCAACCAAGGAGGCGAUGCAGAUGCGCAAUUUCUUGGUAAAGCGAUCUCAUUAACGUAUCCUUUUUUCUUUUUUUUUUUGUUCUAAUUAUAGUUUUAUUUAAAGUCUUCAAUUUCUCUCUUAUUCUUGUGUUCUUAUUCGAUUAAAUAGGUCAAGAUGGGGAAAAUAUUUUUGAAAGGCGUAAGUAUUUAUUGUCAAUAUUAUUAACCAUGUAUAGUUUUAUAGAAAAAGUACUUUUUUAUUUGAUUGUUUGCAGUUGAACCCCUGUUAGAGUUAGAUGACGGCCUAGAUUCAAAUUGGGAUGAAGGAGGAAUGGUACAUCAUGCUGCUACAACAGCUGGAAUUCAGCCAUUGAUCCAGGAACAAUUGGAUCAAGCUGCAGAAAAAGAACUGAAGCUUCAGAGGAAAAGAGCAACUGAUCGAAAACACCGCCAAAAGAAAAAGGAUGAGGAACAGGAACUUAAGAAUAAAUGUCAGGAACUUGAGAAUGCAAAUCAGGUAAUGGAUCAGCUACUGAAGACAUAUGCAGCUCAAAUGGAGGAUAAAUUGCAGAAGGAGCAACAGUACCUGAAGAAAAUUGCCAAAGUUGAGGCUGAAAAAGAACUUGCGGAGAAAAAAUGGACUGAAAAAAAGAGUCAGCUGCGUCAAAAAGUGAAGGCCAUGAAGAAAAAAUAUAAAAACUUGAGAAAACUAUGCAUUGAGAAACCAAAGAAGAAACCUAAGAAACAGGUCAUGAUGGCAGAAACUUCAGAAGACACUAAAAACGAUAAUUGAAUGUCUAGGUUGCCUGAUUUGGUUGGGCUAUCAUUACCUUGAGGUUUCCAAUUUUAUUGGUUACGAAGAGACAUUCAGCUUGAGAAUCAUCUGAGAGUUGUGAUUGAGUUCGAUGUUUAGACUACGUGGUUUUCUGGAUAUGAUUUCAACUCUGUGGGUUUUUAUUGUAUUGAGUAGUGGUUGAGUUCGAUAUUUAGAUUGCUGCAUGUGGUUUCAAACUCUCCGUGGAUUGUUAUUUUAAUAAUCUUGAACUUUGUGAUAGAUGGUGGUGCUAUGAUUUUAAGGAUAUUGGGAAACUUAUAAGUAUUGAACAUUUUUAUGUUGUUAUUUCAAGUGUUUUGUGCAAUUGUCUCAGUCGUUAAUGCUGUGCUAGCAUUCUCAUUUUCAUGUUCCCCAUCUAUUAAAUAGAUUACCACAACAGUCCCUUACCACAACACCAUAACCCCCCCAAUAAAGUCCGGCGAUAUACAUUAAUCUUAACAUAACCCAUGUUUGGUUUACACCAUUUUUCUCAUUAUUUUGCCCUUUUGUAGAAAUCAGAAUCUUCUUGAUAUUCUUCCUUUCCCACUUAAUUCGUCAUCCCCAGAAAAAUCAAGUUUCUUUUCUUAA
Molecule: messenger RNA, 1666 nt
Organism: Rubroshorea leprosula
Lineage: Eukaryota; Viridiplantae; Streptophyta; Magnoliopsida; Malvales; Dipterocarpaceae
Source: the annotation of a GenBank genome assembly